CUGUCUGUUAUGUUCUAAUAAUUUUUUAAUUAUUUCGUUAUUUUAAUUACAGUAUAAUGAACUAUGAUCAAGAGAAACACAAUCCAUGCUUGAAGGAACAGCUUAUAACAUACAAAUGUUUAGACCAAUUUCAAUAUAAUAAGGAGAAAUGCGAAUUGGAAAUGUACAAUUAUAAAGAAUGUAAAUCAUUUUGGGGUAGGGUGAGAGCAGACAGGAGAAGAAAAGACAUAAAACCAUAUCUACCAGAAGUAAAGGAUCGCGAAAAAAUUAAAUUACAAUAUAUGGGUUCAAAACCAACUUAAUAAAUAUGUUUAAUUGUAGUGGUAUCAGAAUUGAAUGUACAUAAAAUAUA
Molecule: messenger RNA, 352 nt
Organism: Photinus pyralis (common eastern firefly)
Lineage: Eukaryota; Metazoa; Arthropoda; Insecta; Coleoptera; Lampyridae
Product: coiled-coil-helix-coiled-coil-helix domain-containing protein 7
Exons: 2
Coding region: 57-302 (81 amino acids)
Source: RefSeq, a predicted model, not a curated record